CAACAUAAAAAAAAAAAAAAAAAAAAGCGGAUGAUGCUGUUAUGUAAAAACACGCUGAAGUCGAGCUGUAGUUUGCAGGAGCUUGACUGAGCCUUUAACACGCCUCGCUUCGCUUUCUGGACGUGUAUUGCGGUUUAAAGUGGAUUGAAUGGGCAUUUUUACGCGCAGCGCACGGAGGAGCGGCGCAGUUUGGACUUAGAGAAAAAAAAGGAAGAAAAAAAAAAGGCUUCAGCCGAUCAGCUCAACAUGAGUCGCCCUCCACUCUGUUUUCCUCCUUCACUUGCGGGAAGCGUACACCUGACGCAUCACUCUUUGGCCCUGUGGAAGUGAUCUUCCUUUCUCAAAUCGUCUCUCUUGGGUUUAUUUUCCAGUCUGCAAAGCGAGUGUAUGGAACCAGGUGAUGAUCCAUGAUGAUGCUCACUGAAGGGUCUCUCUGAGCUGAAACCCACCAUUGUUGGACCUUGUGGAUGAAGAGGAGGUGGUGGAUCUGCCCACGGACGCUUAGACCAUGGUGAAAGCUCAGCGGAGCCAGCCUGUGAAAUGCAGGAAGCCCCGGCAGGAGAAGGUCGGCAAGGAGAAAAGAGGUGGCGUGAAAAAACUAAAAGAGAGAAAGGAUGAGUUGAGAGGAAAGAAAAAAAAGGAUAAGAAAGAGUCACAUCGCCAUAGAAAGAAGACACUGGUAGUGGGUGAUGGAGAAGCGCUGGACUGUUGUGUCCUGCUCACCCGUCUGGAAGAGAAAGGAAUUAUGUGUAAAGAAAAGAAUGCACCAAAAACUGGUAAGCAAAAGAGCGUUAAAGUCAAAAAGAAGCGUCACUCCAGCUCCAUUCAAAGACGGACCAAGAAAACUUCCACAGCCAUUCAGCAAGCACUGGAACCAAAAAUCAACCAAUCUGACGCCUUACUCAUGUUCCCCGCGACAGUCUUCGAGCCACGCAGGCGAAGAAUGGCAUCUCUCAAUGCUGAGGCUGUCAACAGCUUGCUGUUCUACAAAGACGAUUCUCUCACGUCAAAUGUUACAAAGAAACGUCAGACUUCUAAUGAACAUCCAGCUAAUGAUAGUCUCACUAAAACUGAACACAGAGGUCAUAAAACCAAAAAAGUUCCUUCUGGAGGGAAAGCAGACCCAAAAGAAAGACCUAAAAAACAGAGGCGGUCAGCAGCAGCAGCGGCUCAGAACAUCGACUGGUUGGCUUUGUUUGCACCAACGCCUCGGCGUCAGGCUGGCCUCACUGCUGCAACGCUGCUCAAACUUACAAGUACCGCCUAUGGAGCCAAACGGCAAAAAAAGAUGGAGUCCAAGCCAGGGCUUGGAAGUGAAGCAGCAACUACGACUCAGGAUGAGAUUAGCGGUAAACCAGUGUGUGGAGAAACAACGCUGACCAAAAGAACAACACAUCCCAAACACGAGGACCAACUAAAGCACAGAAAACAGGGUACAGAGGAUCUGAUUCAUCCCCAGCUAGGCUCUACCAUCCAGGGGUGCUGUAGUUUGUGUAAAAGUGAGGCUUUGGAUCCAGAGUGGAAGGGCACCACUGGAGGAGAAGAGUGUCUCAAACAUUCGCUCCAUUGUGGCUCCUCGCUGGGAUUCUCCUUGAAAACAAUCAAAGAGGAGCAGGUGGAGGCCGAGGUGUCUUCCUGCUACUGCUGUUCCCAGGAGAGGUGUGUGGAGUACUGUCACAGACUGGCCCUCUUCCUGGAGGACAAGACCUUCAAGGAACCAGAGGACGGCUCGCUGUCCGAGGUGUUCCAUCACCACCAUCACCACCAUCAUCAUCAUCACCACCAUCUUCAGUCCCCUCACUCUGUAGCCCACUCAGCAGCCAUAACCAUCAGCCCACGCACAUACACCUGUUUCCCUGGCUACUAUGUCCACUUCAGCCACCCGGACAACUCCCCUUCUCCCAUAUCACCCCUCACUUUAUGCCCGAGAAGCAGCAAGAGACCCAAGCUGCUCCCUAGCACCGGUUCACAGCCCUCAGGGAUUACCCAUCCAGUGUAUUGUUGCACCUCACUGGAGGCGUGCUACGGAGAGCCCUGCAGGAUCAACGGCUACUCUUCCUAUACCAGUGUGAUUCCAGCCAUCGCUAGAGGGGGAUGCUCCUUCAGCUCCACAGACUGCACCAAAUGUAACCACGGCAUCAAAAGAGACGACUACCCGUCAACCCUCAAUGACCAUCACAGUCCCUCCUCCAUCCCCAUCUGUCCCAGCCCCAGAAUCCUCACUGGCUGCCCCAUUCCCACUGUGCCUCCAGCCGGCCAAUCAGUGCCCCACAUUCAGACUCCGCUGUCUGACCCCAGCCAACCACAGCCUCCGCUGCAGGUGGCGAAGGAGUGUCCACAGAGUGCCAAGUCGCCCAGCGGGUCGAGGUCUGGCGCGCGCGGCAUCGGCAGCAUCAGCUCGGCUGUCUGCCCUCUCAACAGGGACAAGAAACAGAAGCUCAGCUCUGCCAGCGUCGGAGAGCGAACGGUUGCCAAGCAGCCGAAGAACCGGCGCCAAAAAAACACCAACGGCUGGCAGCCAGUUGGCCUGCCCUUUCAGAGGGAGGUUUUCUCAGUGGGAGAGGAGACUCUGGUGCUGAGGAAGUGUUUUGAGGGAGUUCGGAGGGAUGGGGACCUGAUCCGGGUCAGAGACACUGUUCUGCUGAAAUCUGGACCUAGGAAGAAGUCUCUGCCUUAUGUGGCCAAGAUCUCAGCUUUGUGGGAAGACCCAGAGUCAGGAGAGCUGAUGAUGAGUUUGUUUUGGUACUACCGUCCAGAACACACACAGGGGGGCCGCAACCCCAGUAUACAUUGUGAGAAUGAGAUCUUUGCGUCUCGUCACCAGGAUGUGAACAGUGUGGCCUGUAUUGAAGACAAAUGCUAUGUCCUAACAUUGGCACAGUAUUGCCGAUUUUGUGCCUUGGUAAAACGCCGUAGGGAUGGCGUACGCGACAGUGCCGCCUCCCUCAUGGUGCCACCCAUUGUUGGCAACGCCAUUCCCACCCACCACUGUGUGCCCGAUGACGUCGACCCAGAGCUGGUGUUUUUCUGUCGACACGUCUAUGACUUCCGCUAUGGACGCCUCCUCAAGAACCUGCAGUAGCAUCUGACGGGGCAUGACACAUCAUGCUAUGGGACGUGAGAUAAUGUUACUCUGGUUUCAUCCUCCACGACUUUAAUUACCUACCUGCUGCCUGUGUGAGAGGAACUGGAAGUUUAGGAUGUAGGAUUGAAAGAUGAUGAGCUUAUUUUGUUUUGAAAUCUCCUGUUCAUACUUACAAACCACACAUUUAUUUAGUACAAGUAAUGGUCUGACAUAUUGUAUAAGAGUUAUUAUGGUCUUUAUCAUACAUGGCUCCCUGGUGUCGUAGCAGCUGUGUGAAGAACCUGAACGUACUCUGCUGUAGAAAAUGCUACUGUAGCUCUUAGAAAUGUGACAUUUGAUAGAUAUGAAGAGAAGUUGAUGUUACAUGUGAAUUACUGUCUGCCUGACAGAUACUAGACACAUCACAAUGCGUCUCCAUGACACGACACAGCUAAAUAAAAUUCGAGGCAUAUCAUGCCGCAUCAGUUUUUUAGAAAAGAGACGAGAGUGGCUGAGGAUUUUAUUCGCAUUUGCAAAUGCAGAAACAUGCAGUUUUCUACAAGGCAUCGCAUACAGAAGUUUUACAGUGUGAACAUUUGUGUUCAAGCUGUUUUUGGGAAAUGUGCUUUUUUUCGCUUUCUUGCUUAAAGUUAGACGGGAAGAAGAUCGAUAGCACUUUUAUGUCUGUACAGUAAAUAUGAAGCGACUGCCAGCCAGUCGGUUAGCUUCGCUUGGCAUUAAGAGUGGAAACAAGGGGAAAUGGUUUCCCUAGGCUAGCUGUUUUCCCUUUGGCUUUAGACAGAGCUGGGCUAGUUGUUUCCAGUCUUUGUGCUACCAUAAGCUAUUUGACUGCUGGCUCCAGCUACUUAUUUAGACAUGAGAGUGGUAUCGAUGUUCUCAUCUAAAUCUUGGCAGGAAAGCAAAUUAGCGUGUUGUCCCCGUUAUUUAACAUUUCCAUUUUCAUGUAAUUGUGAUUGACCUAUGUGGUAAACUAUGAACACAGCUGUGAGGAAAGUUUUGGCUGCAUCUCUCGUGAAGUUUCUGACAGAAUUAUGGGUUUUAUGUCAUAUCUGUAUCACGAAUUAUUACUGACCUGCACUCCACAAAGAAAGCACAGUUCAGCUUAUUUGAUUUUGCAGCGCGAGCCGAGCAUUGAGGGGACUUUUGUUAUGCCAAUGCUUAGAAAGAUGUUGUGUUCUCAAAGCUGUUUGCCCGAGGUAUGAUUUAACAUCCGGUGUCAGCUAACUGUAUAUUUGCAUUUAUAUAUCUGGAUGAGUGUCUGUUCACGGCAGAUGGCAUCAGUUAGUCACCUAUAUCCUUGUUUGUUCACCGAUGAGAUGGUGAGUAAUGUAUUCAGUGUAGCAUUUAGAUCUGUGAUGAUGAUUCAUUCCUAUGUUUGAGAGAAGAUGUGUAUUUAUUUCUGUACUGAGAAAAUAUAAUUUAUUUUCAAAAGAUAAUUUUAAAGAGUUUUAGAUGAGUGGCUUUCAUUCCUGAUUAGAGAAGGAGGUUGAGUCUGUCUCUCCUUCUUAGCUGCACUGUCGAAGAUGAAAAGUGUGUGAGUCAUUUGCAAUAGUAUCUCUGUGACUGAUUGAGCUCGCUUGCCAGAUACAAACAUAUUAAAUGUUGUGUUGAGAUGUUGAAGACAUUUGGAGUAUUCAGAAGUAUCUCAGAUACAGUUUGAAGGACACCUGCUAACAUGUGACCAGAGAUGCUUAACUUGCAGGACCAAAACGUACCUUGGCCUCGCCCAGCUUUCCUGUCUACUUUCACUUCUCCUCAAAUGAUAAAGCUUUGCCUCUUCACCUUUUUAAAUGCUGAAUUUUACAAUGAUUUUAAACUUACCUUUGCAUUAGCCUGUGCCCUUGAUCUUGCUGCCUUAGAGAACAUUCCCAGCCUUUCAUUUAGAGAUGUGUACCGAUAUCAGCCUGGGAUAAUGAAGCUUUUUAGUGUGCUGAUCUUGAUUCCUAAAUGCUUGAGAUGCAUCACAGGUCCAUCACAUUACAGAACUGAUCCUCGAUCGACACUUAUUUUAAGUUGUUCCAAUUAAAAGUGAUCUUUAAUAUCAAACACCUAAAACUGCGCUUAUUUACUUUCUUGUCGAGCGUUAAAGGUGGGCUAAGUGAUUUCAGGUAACAGGAUUCUAAUCCAAUCCAUUUUUUUUUUUUUUUCAAUUUCAUCUCCUCACGGUCCGCUAACUUUCCACUCUGUGUGCACUCAAAGAUAAAUCUGGUGGUUGUACACAGCCCUGGCUCUGUAAAUGGGAAACAAACAAAGUGGCUUGGACCAAGCCACACAACACUAACUUGUGUUUCCAGCCAGGAUUUGUGUGUCAAUUACUUCCCCCACGGACAUUCGGCUUAGUUUCUAGUUUGCCAAGAUCUGUUGUUGUUGUGAUGUUCACUAUAGUAGCAGCUGGUGUGCUCGCUCUGGGAAACUGAUCGUCCUCUCAGCAUGUUAGGGGCUCAGCAGCAACUUCAGUGACAGUUUGCAAACCCACAACAUAGCUAUGGUCAUUACUUCAUGUUGUUGCUCACACUAACAUCAAAACAUCAUGAUGUUUGUCAUGGUAUUGGAUUUCACCAAGGAUCACUUUCCCCACCUUUAAACGAAAAUAUUGAUACCGCUCUCUCUGCACGCCAAAUAUGAAGCCACAUGUGGCACCCGAUCAGCCAAGCUUAGCAUGCAGGGGGCAACCUCAGCUCUGUCAGAAAAAGCAGCAAAAUCCAGCAACCAGCACCUGUAAAGCUGAUUUUGCUUUACUACAUCUGUAAAAACAACAAUUUUCUGACAACUGUCUCUCCGUUUCCAUUCUUUAUGCUAAGCUGAGUUAACCACCUGCUGCCUGUAGCUUCAGAUCUACAGUACAGACGUGAGCGUUUCGAUUCUCGACAGGAAAGCGAUACGUGCAGUCCCUGAAAUAUUGAACCGUUGCCUAAAGUUUGUGGUUUUGUGCUUCUCGCAGAACAGCGUCUGCAAAAAACGUCAGUCAUAACACGUUUUAAUGGCAGACAAAAAGUAUCAAAAUUUCCGCAGAAACUUUUCUAAAUCCCGCCGUCAUUAUAAUCCUCCUCUCAGCUGUCCAUCUGUAAGCUCAUUAUGUUCCAAACUAUCAGAUUUUGCCAAAAUACAGCUAAAGACACGGCUUCCUGGCAGAGCUUCACAGAGGUUGGAUAGCACCGCACGGAGUCGGUGUACUCGGCCAUAUUUUGGUCAAAUGAGGAGAUACUGAAAAUACUGAAGACAUGCAGUGGACAGUGAAGAAACUGAUUCAGUCCUGAAGCUUGUCACCAUUUGAAUCCUUUGUAUCCAACAUGUUUUAAGCUGACCACAAGCGCUGUUCUACAUGAAGGAGGAAACUACUCACAAGCCGAGUGUGCAAAGAGAUAGAUUUUGGGUGGAGUGUCACUUGUAAAUGCCCACAUCCUGACAACUUCUGCUUUACUCCCUGUGCAAAGGGUGGAGUAGAUUAAUUGUGUCUGUGUUCACUUACAAAAAUAGAAUUUGCUACAAGCUUCCUUAAUGAUGAAUGAAUUAUUUCACAUUGAUACUACUCUACUAUUUCAAUUUGCUUUUUGUCAAUCUGUGUCAAAACCACUGUACAGCAUACUUUCUCCACUGACUGAAAUAUUUCAUUGAAUAUUGUUGGUGAAAACCCACACAGCACAAUACAACCAAGCAGAUCUGGGUAAAACAUUUGAUUUGGUUCUGUAAUUUAAAAUCCUCCUCCUGGAUCAGAGCUAGAAACCACACACAGUAUAUAUUAUGGCCUUAGGAAUCACUCAGCAAACUAAUUAUGUUUAAUCAAGAUGUGUGAUACUAUGUCUUAAUUGGUCCUCUGUGCCUGUUCCCAUUAACCCAUAUAUAUUCCAAGUGUUUUUCAUGAAGAGAAAGUCGAGCAGUUACUGUUGUUUUUACCCACUUUCCAAAUGCCUUUCAUUUUUUGUCAGAUGAUGCUGAUCAUGAAUCACCAAAAACAUAGAGAGGAGAAGGUAUAGAAACAUAAAUUGAAUUUUAAUCCCCCAGGUGUACAAAAAACCUAAACUUUGGUUGUUCUUCUGAUGUGAAUUUUAUGUUCUUAUUCUUUGCAUGGCGUUUUGGAAAUAUCUUGGAAAUAUUAAUCACAGCACAGAUUAUUUGUAUGGUUUCAAAUGGACCUCUGUAAUAUAAGAAAAAUAUUUAAUUGUAAUAAAUAAUAUAUGAGUUUGAA
Larimichthys crocea (large yellow croaker) is the source of this 7271-nucleotide messenger RNA. It is a transcript of the gene bahd1, whose product is annotated as bromo adjacent homology domain containing 1. Gene Ontology annotation, biological process: heterochromatin formation; negative regulation of DNA-templated transcription. Gene Ontology annotation, molecular function: transcription cis-regulatory region binding; chromatin binding. Gene Ontology annotation, cellular component: chromatin silencing complex. Bases 509 to 3082 code for a protein of 857 amino acids. Lineage: Eukaryota; Metazoa; Chordata; Actinopteri; Sciaenidae. The record is from RefSeq and is a predicted model, not a curated record. The transcript is spliced from 7 exons.